UUUCGGAUUUUAGAAAGUCAUGCUUUGUUGCUCUAGUUUUGAGACUAUUAUUUCUGAUUUAUGGCCAAUGGCAGGACUCAACGAUGGUGGUGAAAUACACAGACAUUGACUACGAGGUUUUCACAGACGCUGCAAGGCAUGUUUCGAAAGGUGGGUCACCAUACGAUCGUGCAACCUACCGCUACACACCUCUCCUAGCGUGGAUCAUCGUCCCAAACGUGACACUCCACAAAGCCUUCGGAAAGCUCCUUUUUGUGUUUUGUGAUAUCGUCGCAGGAUAUUUAAUUCAUUUAAUAUUAAAAGCUCGGGGAAUACCAGAAUUCACGGCUGUCAAAUACUCUUGGUUCUGGCUGCUGAAUCCCAUGAUCAUCACUGUGUCCACUCGUGGGAAUGCUGAAUCUAUUCUAGCAGUCCUUGUCCUGUCUUCAAUUUAUUUCAUGCUCAAGAGACGCUUCACCCUUUCCGCAGUCAUGUUGGCGUUGUCUGUUCAUUUUAAAAUUUACCCAAUAAUCUAUGCAUUACCAUUGUUCCUAAAUGUUGGUUUACUGGUGAAAAGACAAGAGAGAACAAGUGAAAUAGGAAAGCAUGAGGGAAUGCUGUGGGCAAUAUUUUCCAAUAUAAAUCAUCCAAAUCAGUUCCUGUAUGCUUUCAUAGCUUCAUCAAUAUUUCUCGGGAUCAAUGCUACAAUGUAUUACAUAUAUGGACUUGAGUUUCUUGAACACACAUAUUUCUACCAUGUGACAAGAAAAGAUGUCAAGCAUAACUUUUCUGUAUAUUUCUACUUGUUGUACCUCACAAUGGACACUUCAUUUUCUUGGGUGAUAAGUCUGCUUGCAUUUCUACCGCAACUUGUUCUUGUCUUAGUGUUUGCAGUGAAAUACUACAAAGAUUUGCCAUUUUGCUGUUUUGUUCAAACAUUUGCAUUUGUCAUUUUUAACAAAGUCUGCACCUCACAGUAUUUUCUUUGGUACUUAUCUCUAUUGCCACUUAUCCUGCCCCAAGUCCAGAUUGACUUAACAAAAGGUUUUAAAAUGCUUUUUGCGUGGUUUGCAAGCCAGUUACUAGGAGGAAACCAGGAAGAUUGCCGACAAAAUAUCUAAAACAAAAAGAAUUUCCUCUAUAGAAGUUGUCUCCAGCACUGACGAAAAAGUCCAGAUUUGGAAUCUACGAAAAAGAAUGUUGUGACUUG
Messenger RNA from Dendronephthya gigantea, 1189 nucleotides. RefSeq names its product GPI mannosyltransferase 1-like. Gene Ontology annotation, molecular function: GPI mannosyltransferase activity; alpha-1,4-mannosyltransferase activity. Bases 84 to 1100 code for a protein of 338 amino acids. Lineage: Eukaryota; Metazoa; Cnidaria; Anthozoa; Malacalcyonacea; Nephtheidae. Gene Ontology annotation, cellular component: membrane; glycosylphosphatidylinositol-mannosyltransferase I complex. The transcript has 5 exons. Gene Ontology annotation, biological process: GPI anchor biosynthetic process. The record is from RefSeq and is a predicted model, not a curated record.